AUGCUUUAAUGGCAAGGUUGGCGCAUCUCGCUGAGGUUUUACCACCAGUGUAGUUUCUGGUCUGUUCACUGGAUCCUGUUCAAAGGGCGAUUUGGACUUUUUCGCCCUUUUUCCAGCUUGAGGCCGGGUUCCUUGCCUUCUCCCGUGGGUAUCUCAGACUUGGAGAGGAGGUGGGCUGGGGGAUUCCAAGGACUGGCUUUUGUGGCGUCAGACCUCAAGAGAGGCUCCCCCAGCAUCUUUUGCUUGUGGCCUUCAGGAACAGGUGAAAUCUUUCUUAAAUUUUUUUCCAGGUCUUUAAAGACCCCACCUAUCUAAUAAAUUGUGCUUCAUCCACCCUUCAUGGUUGACUGAUGCAUCGUAAUAAUGUCCUGAUCGCUCUAAGCUACCUAAAGGACACGGCUUCUGAACAAAGUAGGUGAAUCCAUGUCAACUGCUUGGCUUCGUAAAUACAAGUGCACGCGUGGCAGGUCCUGCUCUGGGAUUCUGCCUCUUGUGAACUGUUUAGUGGGAGGUCCAUUCAGAGCUAUCAGCCACAUUGCAACAGCAUCAGUGGCCACCUAGGUUACUAGCCACCAACUCUUAAAAACUACAACAAAAACAGUGACCAACAGUUAUCUUGGUUUAUGGGACUUACCUUUGAAAUGGCAUCUCGUCCAUUUCUGACCAGAACUGGCAAAGGGUUCCCUCCCCUGCAAACUGAUACAUUAUCUAAAACAGAAAUGCAGCUGAAUUUUAGAUGGAGCAGGACAGUUUUCAGCUUUUGUGCCCAGGGCUGGCCAGUGCCCAAGCUAAUAUGGCAACCUUAAAGGGGAAAGGGGGGUUGAUCUUUCUUUCUGGCGUAUUGAGGGUUCUUUGCAGAAAACUCUUGGAUGUCUAGACAUGGUCAGGUUAAAUUCAGGGCAUAAAGGGGAGGUCCAGGUGGGGACAUUUAAGGAAGAACUGGAUUCUCUGGCCCUUUAAAUCUCAGACUCCACCUCUCCAUUAUUUACAUUGUCUACAUUGCAAUUUUAUGUGUGUGUCCCCACGCUAAUUCAAAGAAGUGUGCCUGAUUGGCACAGAUUGCGCUUGCCACCAUGUUCUCUCCUUCAUCCCAGUCUUCUCCAGCAGGUCUUCCUGCUACGGCCAGUGGCCGCUUUUUUGACAGAUGGAAGGAUUAUCUUAACCUCUCCAAGGUUGUGAUGGAGAUCGUUGAGGACCGGAAGAAGCCCCAAGGUUUCUGUCCCCAGAGGGACCCCCUUGAGAGGAGCGUGCCACCCGUUCCUUGCAAGGAUCCCUCGAAAGCCACCGUGCGCUGGGCUAAUGGAAGUGGCAGCAGUGGAACCAACAGCUCUGGGAACGGCACCGACGGUGGAGACCUCCAGCCCGCUCAGCCAACCGGCCGAGGGAUCUGCAACUUCUGCAAACACAACGGAGAGUCCAAGAACGUCUAUUCUUCUCACCCCUUGAAAAGAGCCGACGGGGUGGUUGUCUGCCCCAUCUUGCGCAACUACAUGUGCCCGCUUUGUGGAGCAACUGCCGACAAGGCCCACACGCUGAAAUAUUGCCCCCUCAAUCAGGGGAAACAAUCUUUAUAUCGCAAGUGUGGGCGCAACUCAGCCGGACGCAGGGUCAAGAGAUAAGCGUGCCCUGGGGGAGCCCCCAACCCGUGUCACGGAAGAGCCAAAGAAAAAAGAAGUUAUGUCUGCAGAGUGGCAGGGUGAUGAGAAGGCAACGCGCGCCUAACGCUUGGAAAGCAAGAAAUCCAGAGGGGUUCCCCAAUGUUCAGUUCUUCAGAAUCAUAGUUCCAAAAGAGGCGCCUUUAAUUCCUUUCUUUUGUAUGCCAGGAAGAUGAUGGAUGAGAAAAACGUUUGUUUUGAAGUACAAGGAGACUUGCGCGUUUCCGAUACACCAGAUUUCAGUUUCAGGGAGAAACAAGCACAACUCUUUGUUUUCAAAAACGAAAUCUGUAAGUACCAAAGUACUUUUUUGUUUGUCUGGGAUGGUCCCGAAUCAUGUCCAAAAGAAGUCACCGUUGGCCUUAAAUUAACCCACGAAGAAAGGAAAAUACGUUGUCGGUUUCUUCCGUGUCCUGUAGCGUUCAUUACCGAACACAUUAGACGAGUUGCGAUACUUGGAACGAUAUUUAU
Molecule: messenger RNA, 2126 nt
Organism: Python bivittatus (Burmese python)
Lineage: Eukaryota; Metazoa; Chordata; Lepidosauria; Squamata; Pythonidae
Gene: NANOS2
Product: nanos C2HC-type zinc finger 2
Molecular function (GO): zinc ion binding; RNA binding
Source: RefSeq, a predicted model, not a curated record